Mycotypha africana is the source of this 1425-nucleotide messenger RNA. RefSeq names its product UNC-like C-terminal-domain-containing protein. Gene Ontology annotation, cellular component: membrane; cytoplasm. The transcript is spliced from 2 exons. The record is from RefSeq and is a predicted model, not a curated record. The annotation marks the transcript as partial. Gene Ontology annotation, biological process: protein folding in endoplasmic reticulum. Lineage: Eukaryota; Fungi; Mucoromycota; Mucoromycetes; Mucorales; Mycotyphaceae.
CAACAAAUGGUUGACAGUCUUGAUGGAGGCUUUGGCGAUGAUUUCGGUGCCAUGUUUGAGGGACUGAUAGGCGUUUCGUCUGGAAAGGAGAGGAAAGAACCCAACGUUUAUGCCGAAAGAGAUUACAUCGCACCUAGUCCAUCAGGCGAUGAACCGCCGCCAUCCGAUUCGAAAAGCAGCAAAAAGGACAAAAAGCUAUUUAACGACGCGCGUGUCAAGUCUUUAAAAGAAAGAUUCAAUUAUGCAUCCACUGACUGUGCUGCCACUGUAAGAAAAGCGAAUAAACAAGCAAAGGGCGCUCAGUCCAUUCUCUAUGAAUCAAAGGAUCAAUACCUACUCAACAAAUGCUCAGCAGCCAAGUUUGUCAUCAUCAACCUCUGUGAACAGAUUGUCGUGGAUACCAUUGUCAUGGCCAAUUUCGAGUUUUUCUCAAGCACAUUCAAAGACUUUAAAGUCUAUGCCUCCUCCAAAUACCCGACAGACGAAUGGCAUCUGUUGGGCCAAUGGCAGGCUAGAAACACACGAGAUCUACAAGUGUUCCGAGUGCCAGAAAGUGGGUUUGUGGAAUACAUCAAGAUCGAAUUCCUCACACAUUACGGCCAUGAAUAUUAUUGUCCUCUCAGUUUAGUCAGAGUGCACGGUAUGUCGAUGAUGGAGUACUAUACGUUCGUAGAAAGUAGAGACCAAGACCCAGUUUGGGAAGGAGAGCAUUUAUGGCCAGCUGAAGUACGCGAACAAAUCAUUCAGCCCCAAUUUGAUAUCACGAAUACAUCAGAAACGUUUCCUAUCAAAAGUGAGCAUGAUGAAGAGGAUGCCAAGAUCAUCAUACCUCCUUUGGCAUACGAGUAUGAAGAUGACACAACAAUGGCAGAGUCAGAAACGCAAUUGACAGAGGCCGAGAAUUUCUUCAGCUCUGUACAAAAGACGACGGACGACUUAUCACAAACGUACCGCACACAGAAAAAAGAAAACGUUGUGCCAGCAGAAGGUAUCCUUUCCUAUGCAUCGAAUGCAAUGGAACCAAGUAUCAGUCACUUGCCUUUACUUGACAAUAAUGAGAUGGAUAUAACAACCAAUAUAGCAGACGCUAUUGUGCCCAUGACCUCUACCAGCACUACUAUACCAGCGGUAUCUCAGCAACAGCCAGCAACAGCAACGGCGUCACCAUCAGCCAUAUCUCUUCCUACGAAGCCUAAUACGCAUUUUAAAGAAGGAAAUACACAAGAGUCUAUCUAUAAAACAAUCAUGAAAAGGUUAAAUCAAUUGGAAUUGAACAUGACUUUAUCUCAGCGAUAUCUGGAGGAUCAGAAUCAAAUAUUAAAUGAUGUUUUUUUGGAGAUGGAACGAAAACAUCAAGAACAAUUGAUUAUUCUUAUCGGUCAUCUAAACGAAACAGCAAGCUUUAAAAUUGAGAGUAUGGUAAGU